Aspergillus saccharolyticus JOP 1030-1 is the source of this 1011-nucleotide messenger RNA. Its product is annotated as aldolase. Bases 1 to 1011 code for a protein of 336 amino acids. NCBI's taxonomy places the organism in Eukaryota, Fungi, Ascomycota, Eurotiomycetes, Eurotiales, Aspergillaceae. Gene Ontology annotation, cellular component: intracellular anatomical structure. The record is from RefSeq and is a predicted model, not a curated record. The transcript is spliced from 6 exons. Gene Ontology annotation, biological process: carbohydrate metabolic process; pentose-phosphate shunt, non-oxidative branch. Gene Ontology annotation, molecular function: transaldolase activity.
AUGGAGAACGCACAGAUUAACCUGCUGGACUAUCUGCGCGCGCGAACCCAGGUAGAUCUGGAUACCUUUGAUGUGCACGUGACCCGUGAGGUCGAGCAGUGUGUCGAUUGCACCUCCAAUCAACAGUAUGAGUACUACACCGAACUGGUCAAGCAGAGCAGACGAGAUGUCCUCAACCACGCCAUCGAGCUCGCGGCCAACAUGCACGAGCGGUUCCCCACCGUCCCGCGAGAGGAGCUGACUGUCGAGAUCGGGGCUAUCCUGCUCGCGAUGGAAGCUCGUCCUUUCGUGACGGGGAACAUGCAUCUCAUGGUCAAUCCGAAUUACGCGUACAACCAGCGCCAGACGGUGGACGCGGCAAAGAGACUGCAUCGUCUGUUCCAUGACCUGGACCCGUCCUUUGAUGCCUCCCGUCUGGUGCUGAAGAUUGCAGCCACAUGGGAGGGCCUCCAGGCGUGUCGGGAGCUGCGAUACUCGCGCAUUCAGACGCUCGCCACGACCCUCUUUACCAUGGAGCAGGCCAUACUGGCUGGAGAAGCCGGCUGCGUCUCGAUCUCGCCCUUUGUGCACGAGCUCAAGGAGAUCUUUACGCCCAGCUACACGGGCUCCGAUCCGUUGCUGCCGCUCUGCGUCCAAGCCCAGCGGUGGUUCCAGCAGCAAUCCUGGCCCACGAAGGUCAAGGCGUGCGCCACCAUCGGGUUGAACGAGAUCUUGCAGCUGGCUGGUGUGGCCGCCUUGACUUUGGUCCCCGAUGACUUGAAACUGCUGCAGUCAAGCCACAAGCCUGCGGAUGAGGUACAGAGCUUGUCCUUGUUCUCAGACGCGUCCGCACUGCAAGAUCAACUCGUCUACCCGUCGUAUAUCGACGACGAAGCAGGGUAUCGCAUGGCCUUUGCUCGUGCGGAGGAAGGCCGUGCACAAUUGAAACUCGGGCAGGCAAUCAACAUCUUUUGUGAUUUCCAGACCAAGGCGGAGCAAUUGGUGCGGGAUGCGAGGAGGCGCGAUGUGUGA